CCUGCAUCCAGACAAGCCAUGUCCGAAGCCCGACUACCCCUCGCCUACAGAGACAGCUGUGCACACCUUUUGAUCCCACUGAAUAAAUGCCGACACGACACUUGGUUCUUGCCGUGGAAGUGUGAGAAUGAACGACACAGCUAUGAGAAAUGCCAGUACGAGGAAUUCAAGAAGCGAGUCGCGAAGAUGGAUGAGAUCCGGGCAACCAGGGCGAAUGAGCAGAGAACAUUA
Cladophialophora carrionii CBS 160.54 is the source of this 231-nucleotide messenger RNA. RefSeq lists its product as uncharacterized. The annotation marks the transcript as partial. The transcript is spliced from 2 exons. The record is from RefSeq and is a predicted model, not a curated record. NCBI's taxonomy places the organism in Eukaryota, Fungi, Ascomycota, Eurotiomycetes, Chaetothyriales, Herpotrichiellaceae. Gene Ontology annotation, cellular component: mitochondrion.